Messenger RNA from Nerophis lumbriciformis (worm pipefish), 2913 nucleotides. RefSeq lists its product as uncharacterized. Gene Ontology annotation, cellular component: chromatin; transcription regulator complex; PcG protein complex. Lineage: Eukaryota; Metazoa; Chordata; Actinopteri; Syngnathiformes; Syngnathidae. Gene Ontology annotation, molecular function: RNA polymerase II cis-regulatory region sequence-specific DNA binding; DNA-binding transcription factor activity, RNA polymerase II-specific. The record is from RefSeq and is a predicted model, not a curated record. Gene Ontology annotation, biological process: regulation of transcription by RNA polymerase II.
AUAUCGUUUGUACUUGUUUCUCUCGCGAGAUCUGACAACACUGCGCGUGAACUAAACAGGACGAAGAACAAGCAAAAUGGCGUUCGACGGGGAAGACGUUAUUGUGUUUAUUACAGUACUGUGUUCUUAUUCAGCACGUACAUGUACACAUUUGUGUCGUGUAAUAGAGUAAACAUCGUUAUUAAUAGUUUGUAUCCGGAUACAUUAGUCUGAGUGCACGUUAACUUGAAGAUAUCCGUGCUAGCAUAGCUUGCUAGUUAGCUUAGCAUGUUAGCUGCUAACAAAGAGAGGCGGAAGUGAUGAAAACACAUCGCUAAGCAGAGAUCAAGUGUGAGUGUAAAGUGUUGUGAUUGUGUGAAAAUGUGCGAAAGAACGAUAGCAGAGUACGAGGAGGAACUUUGUCCAACAAAAGAGGAGAAGGAGCGACAACAUCAACUACUGGACGCUGUUUUCAAGAAACAUCAAGUUGUGUUACACAGAACAGACGUCCAGCAGCCCCCCCACAUUAAAGAGGAAGAGGAGGAAGUGUGGAUCACUCAGGAGGAAGAGUGUCUUCUAGGGCAGGAGGAGGCUGAUCUCACCAAGUUUCCACUGACUGUUGUCUCUGUGAAGACUGAAGACCAUGAAGACAAACCACCUGAGUCCUCACAGCUUCAUCACAGUCCAAACGUCUGUGAAAAAAAUGUUCUCCCUGAGCAGCAGGAGUGGAGCUUUAGGAUGGAGCAGGAGGAGCCACAGCUCCCUCACAUUAAAGAGGAAAAGGAGGCGCCACAGAAUCUGCACCUUAAAAAGGAAGAGGAGGACCCACUGAGCCCCCAAAUUAAAGAGGAAGAGGAGGAACACAGCAUCAGUCAGGAGGGAGAUCAGCUUGAAUGGUUGGAGGAGUUCCCAGUGAUUGGUGUCCCUGUGAAGAGUGAAGAUGAUGAGGUCAAAGGUGAAAGUGAGGAGCAGAGAGAGGCGGAGCCUCCAAGCAGCAGCUCAACUCAACACAUGACAACAGAAGCUGAUGGAGACCACUGUGGAGGAUCACAAGCAGACAAGCUCUUAGCUCCACUAUCAGAUAGUGAGGACACAACGUCACACUCUCCUGACACUGAUGAUGAAGACUCUAAAGAUGAUAAGACAUGUCACACUGACAACACACACUUCACAUGUUCUCACUGCGACAAAACUUUUAGUCAUCGCUAUCGGAAAGUACACAUGAGAAUACACACCGGGGAAAAACCUUUUUCUUGCUCAAGAUGUGGGAAAUGUUUUUCAAGAAAAAACGGGUUGAAAGAACACAUGCAAAUCCACACUGGAGAAAAAUCCUUUUCCUGCUCAGUAUGUGGUAAAAGUUUUGUGUUAAGUCAAAAUUUGAAAGUACACAUGAGAAUACACACUGGAGAGAAGCCCUUUUCCUGUUCAAUCUGUGGCAAAAGUUUUACACAAAGUCAAUGUUUGAAAAGACACAAAAGAUUACACACUGGAGAACAUGAUGAUGAAGACUCUAAAGAUGAUAAGACAUGUCACACUGACAACACACACUUUGCAUGCUCUCACUGUGACAAAACUUUUAAUUACCGCUGUGAUCUGAAAGUACACAUGAGAAUACACACUGGAGAAAACGCUUUUUCCUGCUCAGAAUGUGGUAAAGGUUUUGUACAAACACAGCAUUUAAAAGUACACAUGAGAAUGCACACCGGAGAAAAACCUUUUCUCUGUUCAGUCUGCGGUAAAGGUUUUGUACAAAGUCAAAAUUUGAAAGUACACAUGAAAACGCACACUGGAGAAAAACCUUUUAUUUGUUCAGUCUGCACGAAAGGUUUUUUACAAAGUCACGAUUUGAAAACACACAUGAGAACACACACCGGAGAAAAACCAUUCCCAUGCUCAGUUUGCAAUAAAACAUUCCCUCAAAAGUACCAUUUGGAGAGACACACAAGAGUACAUACCGGUGAAAAACCUUUUACCUGUUCAAUCUGUUGCAAAGGUUUUGCACAUAAGAAGAAUUUAAAAGUGCACAUGCGAACGCACACUGGUGAGAAAUCAUUUUUCUGUUCAAGCUGCAACAAAAGCUUCUGUGACCAAGCGACACUUGGACGACACAUGAGGAUACACACCGGAGAGAAAGUGUUUAGUUGCAGUGUGUGUGGUGAAAGAUUCUCUUAUAAGUACCAGUGUAAGAAACACAAGUGUGCUGGUGAGAACAGCAGCAUCAAAUAAAGAUGCAGGAUUUGAAAUAAACUGUCAAAACUUUAACUGACUUACUAACAUCAGCACAUAUAACAUGUGUGACAUCAUUGUUGUGUGUGUAACACAAAAUUGUAAAUAUGAUUCUACCAUUUAUAGAUUAGAUGGUUAAGAUUAGUGCCUUUAUCCGUCAAUUACACACAUUAAUAUACAACAUUGUGUACUGGUGAGAACAGCAGCAGCAAAUGAAGAUGGAGGUGUCAGAAUAAUUGUAUCUAAGUUAUCACAAAACUUUGUGUUGCCAUGAGUUCCCGGCGAGAGGACAAAAGCUGUCUUUGAUCUUACCAAGCAAAAGGCUUGUAAAACUCUACUGUGUAGGAUGGGAAGCGACAUGAAGAUGUUGGUGUCUUUGAUCUAUUUUUAUCCACAGGAAGAUCUUGUCUUGACCCGAGAUCUACAAAGCGGAGCGGAAGCAGGACCUGACGCAAGCUCCAGGCAUCUUUUCUUUGAACUGUUUUGUGACCAAAGGUCGACGGCUGUUUACGACCCCCUCUCCCCUUAGAAACAGCUGUUGCCAUGUAAUCAGGGAAAGUCCGAAUAAAAGAGGAGGCGUGCAACCUUUUGCCAGAGCGUGGUGGAAGACUGUACAAAGAGUACAGCCCAGGCGUUUCUCCUCAAUAAGCAAAAUAGAAUUCUGUCUCUUGUUUAAUUCCUUGCUUCUUGUCUGUUUAAUAGAUGUCA